AUUGAUCAUCAACUCACGUACUUCGAUUCGGGACACGUCGACCACAUACGCUCGUUAACUCAAAAUGCUCUUGCUCAGUUCCUUGUUGCUUCUGGCCGCGUCGGCGCGGGCGUCGCUGCUUACUUUGAAUGCCCCCAAAGUCUCUACAUUCGAUUCCACGGGUGCAAGUCUCCGUACUGAGCUUCUGAAGGUCAACGAGGCCGUCGGAACGCCACUCUCUCUUGGACCCAAGGAUCGUCUUAAACUUACUUUCCAAGUCACGGAGGAAGGCUCCAAGGACAAAGGCGUGCAACCGCUACAGACCUUCCUUCGUUUCUACGACCCAAAGUCUGGCGAGGAAGGAAUCCAACCGCUUCGCGUAACCCCGUCUGGGAAGGUCAAGUUCGAGCUGGACAUGUCGAAACCACCUCUCUCCAUCCCACCCACCACAAGUUCGCCGAUAGAGGUUACUUUGAUCCUCGGCGCGGCGAAAUACUCACCGGCAACGAUGCAUUUGUUUGAUCUGACUCUGCCUGAGUCGGGUGCUCCAAUCCAUCCGGAAGAGCCGACUUUCCACUUGCUUCCGGUCAUCGAGCACAGUUUCCGCCCGCCACAAAAGGUCCCGCCUCGCCCGGUGUCUGCUCUCUUCGCCAUCCUGACGCUUUCUCCUUGGGCCGUCCUGCUUGGACUGUGGAGCCAAGUCUUCCCCGGUGCACCGUAUCUGCUCUCUCCCACCAUCUUGCCUUUCAUCGCAACGCUUGGUGCAUUUGAGGUGCUCCUGGUCUACUACUGGAUCGAUCUCAAGCUGGGUCAAGUGCUGUUGUACGGUGCCGUUCUCGGAGUCGUCACUCUGUUUACCGGAAACACCGCUCUGUCCACCAUCGGUGCUCGGCGGCUGGGCCACAAAUGAGACUUGUAUUCGUCCCCAAUCUAAACAGAUUCUGACAGACUACUCGAGCACCUUUCCUGGGUUCAUGAUAUUUUUCGGAUCGAAAAGCUGUUUGAUUUUCCUCAUCCAUGCGAUGCUCGUUUCGUCCUUCGAG
Molecule: messenger RNA, 1022 nt
Organism: Mycena citricolor
Lineage: Eukaryota; Fungi; Basidiomycota; Agaricomycetes; Agaricales; Mycenaceae
Source: the annotation of a GenBank genome assembly